This is a messenger RNA of Alternaria metachromatica, 1461 nucleotides long. RefSeq lists its product as uncharacterized. The transcript is spliced from 2 exons. The record is from RefSeq and is a predicted model, not a curated record. Bases 1 to 1461 code for a protein of 486 amino acids. Lineage: Eukaryota; Fungi; Ascomycota; Dothideomycetes; Pleosporales; Pleosporaceae.
AUGAAGAGCAAAGCCAAAGGGACUAUUCUGCCUCUGCGGCAGGCCGAAUUCGACGCCCUGCCGUAUUCAGUCCAGAGAAAGUACUUUUCAUCCCUGGAGCGUUUGCAGAUCGCCCAGCACGCCUCCGACGAGCCUACUACAUCAGGCCGCUCGUCCCAGGCCAGCACCGCUUCCAAAUCCCACCGGCCCUCGCUAUCUCUCGGCACCGGACGACGCAGACGCAAAUCCGAAAAGGCUGUGCACGCUCACGACAUCUCCCACAUUGACCUUGACUUCUUUCUCUCCUUGCCUGAAAAGGUCCGCAAGCAGCAUUUUUCCCGCGAAGAGCAGGCCCUCCUCCAAGGCAGGCACGAACAGGCGUUCCUUCCCGACGACCAGGAUCCCGAGUGGGCACAACAACGCUUCAACGAUUUUCACUUCGACUUCUCCCACUCCACGCUCGACCUUCCGGAACGCGGCCGUUCACGACGUCGUUCAUCUUCGGCCUCUUCGACCGUCAGCCCUUCCCGCCCUACUUUCGGGCCUUCUGGUACAUCAAACACGGACAAGGACCGAAACACCCAUUUACUAUAUCUCGACACAAUGGCCACGCCCAUCUUCCAUCGGAGGGAAACCUCAACAGCAGACAUGAGACGAACUAUGUCCCUCACGUCGCACCCUGUCCGCCUUGGAUCUUCAUACAUGGCGGAUCCUCCACUUUUCAAUGCUCGGCCGAAUCGACUUCACCAGCGUGCCCACUCUUCUUCUCUUACAGGCCACAUUUCGCCAUCUACGCCGCCAACUCUCAUGAUCGACCCCGAAGCGACACACUACCAGGAUCCCGAGGCGAGGAAAAAGCUGCGCAUGUAUCUUGCAUCUCCUCAAAAGUUCGACGAAGCGAUUGAAUUCGGCUUCCCAUCGUCCGCUGGAAGCGACGCCGCUACACCCCACUUCCAGCUGCCACAGAUAGACAAUCAUGCUCGCAAGUUCAGCCGAGACAUGCACACCUUCCUUAGGGAUGGACAGCUGUCGUUCUUCGAAGACCAUCCAAAAGAAAACCAGGGUCUGGAAUCUGAUGCCGGCUCUGUAGCCGACAUGGACUCACCCGCCACGCCCUCCAGCACCGGCCUGUCUUUUCGCAUGCACUCCCGCCAAAUCUCGCACCGCAAGUUCUCGGUUGAUUCGCCGGCUCCGUCGCCUGUCCACUCCGCCAAUGGGCAUUUUAAUCGCGAGAUGACGCUUCGUAUGACCUUGACCCGGCCCGAUUUACGAGCUGACGAAGAUCAAUUGUACGGCUGGCAAGGCUCAGGCUCAAGCUCAAGUCCCAAAACCUCGAAAGACGAUCCUCUGGCACUGGAAGACCUUGUCUUCACUGACGACAUGACCGGUACCAAGGGCGCCUUCUACGUCAAGCCUAAACCGCGCGGAAACCUCGUGAGCCGCCUACUGAAGCGUGCCAGCCUCAAGGCCACCAGUCGCUGA